Anisakis simplex (herring worm) is the source of this 246-nucleotide messenger RNA. The record is from the annotation of a GenBank genome assembly. Lineage: Eukaryota; Metazoa; Nematoda; Chromadorea; Rhabditida; Anisakidae.
AAAAAGGAUGUGGUUGGUUCAGUUGCACUUGCGAAAUAUCCAGCCGAGCAUGACCUGCCCAGAGUUGGGACGUUAGGAAUGUAUUUUGUGCAUCCGGAUUAUCGCGGUACUGGAGUCGGCACGAUGUUAUUCAAUAAAGCGAUUGCAGAGUGGAAAAAGGACGGCGGAAAUAUGGCACUAAAUGGAGGUAAUGAUUAUUCCUUCGUUCGAGAAGCGAUUAGGUGGCCCUUACCUCACAGUCAGUGA